AUGACAAACAGUGAGGGAAGCCGUGCUUCACAGAGGAGAAUAGUUGAAGGUGAAUCAAGUAAUGCAAUGGAAAGGAGGCUAAAAUUGCAAGCCGAAUUGGAAAGGAUGAAUCAAAGGAUCGAAGAGUCUGAGGCAGAGGGGUAUGUCUACUCCGAAUUGGAGUCUGAGAGCGAGAGAUUGAGGGAAGAAAGUAGGACCAAGAAGAGAAAUGAUCCCAUUAGUAGUGACAGCGAGCAAGGAGAGUUUGAGAUUGGGGUGAACAUUGGACAUGAAGAGAGUGAUGAGUCUGAGAGUGAAGAAGAAGGAGAGGAGGUCAAUCAGGAGGUUGAUGAAAGUGGGCAUGAGAGUAACCAAGAUGAGCCCAUGGAGGAGGCUGAGCCACAAGAAGAGGAGGAUGAGCUCCUGAUGAUAGGAUUUGUGUGUGGGUGUGAAAGAUAUGAAUGA
Messenger RNA from Microthlaspi erraticum, 444 nucleotides. The record is from the annotation of a GenBank genome assembly. Lineage: Eukaryota; Viridiplantae; Streptophyta; Magnoliopsida; Brassicales; Brassicaceae.